AUGUUCAAUUUUACACCAACAACAGUAAAAUUAACGAAUGUCCCUGUUGAAACAAUUAGGUCAGAUAUAAAAGAUUUCCUUAUAAGGAAAAAUAUUCAAUUUGAUGCCAUAAUCAUGGUAACUGACAAAGCUAACAGGGAGGACUUUAAAGGGACCAUUUAUAUUGAAUUACCAACGGAAAGCAUAGCAGAAAAGUGUGUGACAGUGUUUGAUGGGUUGAAAAUGGGUGUACAGAUAAUUAGUGCAACGACAGUAGAAGGAAGACAGAAAUUAUAA
Nematocida parisii ERTm1 is the source of this 276-nucleotide messenger RNA. RefSeq lists its product as uncharacterized. The coding region runs from base 1 to 276 and encodes 91 amino acids. The transcript has a single exon. The record is from RefSeq and is a predicted model, not a curated record. Gene Ontology annotation, molecular function: nucleic acid binding. NCBI's taxonomy places the organism in Eukaryota, Fungi, Microsporidia.